AUGGCUCGAUUAUUGAUCCUUCUUGCAGUUUGUAUCUCUCUGUGCAGUGUAGCAGCGGACAACUAUCACACAGCAGGAGUAAAAAGGGUUGUGUGUAAUGAGACAGACCUUAAUGUGAACUGCACAGGCAGCAGAUGGAAGAUAUCCUAUCUAGGCACUGAUGAAGAAAUAGAAAUAGACGAAACCAGCGAGUGUGUGUACAUAACAGGAGCAGUGCAGACUGCAUUCCCAACAAUAUACAGAGAUAAGAGUAUUGUAUAUCCAGCCGGAUACAGAAUAAUUCUGCACUCAGAUACAGUCUACAACGGCGUGCCAGAAAAGAUCAUCGCUAUGUGUGGGGCAAUAGUCUUAACUACUAUCACAGCUUUCUUGGCAUUUCCAAAGCUAGAAGGCUUCUUUAGAAGAGAAGAAAAAAUACGCAAAGAAUAA
Messenger RNA from Nematocida ausubeli, 429 nucleotides. RefSeq lists its product as uncharacterized. The record is from RefSeq and is a predicted model, not a curated record. Bases 1 to 429 code for a protein of 142 amino acids. Lineage: Eukaryota; Fungi; Microsporidia. The transcript has a single exon.